CACCUCCGGUUCCUUCUUUCUGUCGGUAACGGUGAAGGUGCAACAGUCAAUCGGUCGUCCCGAAGCGGGUUCAUCCGACACCCUCACCAAUCAAGCUGAACUGAACUCAACCUCGCUACCAACAUGCCUCCCAAAUUCGACCCCGGCGAGAUUAAAGUUGUGUACAUGAGGUGCACAGGGGGAGAGGUCGGUGCCACAUCAGCAUUGGCCCCCAAAAUAGGGCCCCUGGGUCUGUCUCCCAAGAAAGUUGGUGAUGACAUUGCCAAGGCCACUGGUGACUGGAAGGGCCUGAGGAUCACCGUGAAGCUGACUAUCCAGAACAGACAGGCAGCGAUUGAGGUGGUUCCCUCUGCCUCUGCUCUCAUCAUCAAAGCGCUGAAGGAGCCCCCUCGUGACAGGAAGAAGGUCAAGAACAUUAAGCACAGUGGAAGUGUGACCUUUGAUGACAUUGUGGGCGUUGCUCGUAUCAUGCGGCCACGCUCCAUUGCAAGGGAGAUGUCAGGAACCAUCAAGGAGAUUCUGGGUACAGCUCAGUCUGUUGGCUGCACCAUUGAUGGUCGUCCUCCUCAUGAUGUCAUUGAGGACAUCAAUGCAGGCAAAAUAGAGUGCCCAUCUGACUAAUAAAAUGUUGGAACUGGAA
Molecule: messenger RNA, 640 nt
Organism: Phyllopteryx taeniolatus (common seadragon)
Lineage: Eukaryota; Metazoa; Chordata; Actinopteri; Syngnathiformes; Syngnathidae
Gene: rpl12
Product: ribosomal protein L12
Exons: 6
Coding region: 124-621 (165 amino acids)
Biological process (GO): translation
Cellular component (GO): ribosome; cytosolic large ribosomal subunit
Molecular function (GO): structural constituent of ribosome; large ribosomal subunit rRNA binding
Source: RefSeq, a predicted model, not a curated record